UAGAUAUCAAUUAAACAUUGACUCAAAGAUGAUCGUUUGAUGAAAUCCCAAAAGAGAAAAUCACAGCACAAAGUUCCAUCAAACGGCUAGUAAGAGAAACAUCUAUGGUGAUUUCCAUGAAGGCAACUGUAGUAUGCGCUGUUCCUACCCAGCUCUCCCUUCCCCACGUACAAUAAAGUUCAUUAAAAACUAUAAUAUGAGACCACCUGCUUUACUUUACCACAUUUAUAUGGAAGGUCACCACUUUGGCUUCGCUUGGCUUUUCAUGGUUUUCUACACCAACAACCACUCUCUCUCAUACAACGCGAGCCUGUUAAGUGCACGAGUCUGUCUCAGAGUUCAAUUAUGGAGAUUGCUAUGAUGUGAAGCGUGAGAGACAUUUCCAGAGACUUAGAAGAAAUAAUCUGAGAGAGGCAUUAGUAUUUCGAGUACUAUUUGCUGUGCUUCAGAUAAUUCCACAGAAUUGCUAAUUCUUCAACCUGAAUCAAUUGAAAGAAGAUUGGAUUGCAUAGAUCAUAGAAGGUCAUGUAUCAUUUUGGAACUUGUGGAAUAGCAGUGAAAUCAGUUUUUAUUGUGGAACUUGUGCAAACUUUAACUCUGCUAGUUUUGAUUUUGUCUAUUUAUCUAAUCUACCUGCGGUUGGGGUUAUUUCAUGUUCUCUAUACUAUUGCUUUAGGUGAAGUAAAACAUGGAGCGAAGCAGACUUAUAUUGAGGUUUCGCUGUUCUGGUUCAACACCCUCAGAGGAAUCAGCUUUGGACCUUGAGAGGAAUGGUUGCAGUCAUUCUAAUUUUCCUUCAUCAAGUCCACCUGCGCUUCAACCUUUUGCAUCAGCUGGACAGCACUGUGAAAGCAAUGCUGCUUACUUCUCAUGGCCUACAUCAAGCCGGUUAAUUAAUGCUGCAGAAGAGAGGGCAAACUAUUUUGCGAACCUACAGAAGGGGGUCCUACCUGAAACCCUUAAUCGCUUGCCAAAGGGUCAGCAAGCAACCACAUUGCUUGAACUCAUGACUAUAAGGGCAUUUCAUAGCAAGAUUUUGCGUUGUUACAGUCUUGGCACUGCAAUUGGCUUUCGUAUUCGACGAGGCGUGUUAACGGAUAUACCAGCUAUUCUUGUUUUUGUUUCAAGAAAAGUCCACAAGCAAUGGCUCAGUCCCAUCCAAUGUCUACCCACUGCGCUCGAGGGACCAGGAGGGGUAUGGUGUGAUGUGGAUGUGGUAGAAUUCUCGUAUUUUGGUGCACCCGAGCCAGCUCCCAAAGAGCAGUUGUACACAGAAAUUGUAGAUGACUUGCGUGGAGGUGAUCUAUGCAUUGGCUCUGGUUCUCAGGUGGCUAGCCAGGAGACAUAUGGAACUUUGGGCGCUAUUGUCAGAAGCCAAACAGGCAGUCAGCAGGUUGGGUUUCUCACAAACCGGCAUGUUGCUGUUGAUUUAGAUUACCCGAACCAGAAAAUGUUUCAUCCUCUGCCUCCAACACUUGGGCCGGGUGUGUAUCUUGGUGCAGUGGAGAGAGCUACUUCAUUUAUCACAGAUGAGCUUUGGUAUGGCAUCUUUGCUGGAAUCAACCCAGAGACAUUUGUUAGAGCAGAUGGGGCAUUCAUUCCUUUUGCUGAUGAUUUCGACAUGCCUAGCGUUACUACAUCUGUGAAAGGUGUUGGAGAGAUUGGCGAUGUCAAAUUAAUAGACCUUCAAUCUCCAAUCAGUAGCCUCAUUGGGAAGCAGGUGAUGAAGGUUGGAAGAAGUUCUGGAUUGACUAAUGGGACUGUAUUGGCUUAUGCCCUUGAGUACAAUGACGAAAAAGGCAUCUGCUUCUUAACUGAUUUUCUUGUUGUGGGUGAGAACCAACAAACAUUUGACCUUGAAGGAGAUAGUGGAAGCCUUAUAAUACUGAAAGGUGUAAAUGGGGAGAAACCACGGCCUAUUGGGAUCAUAUGGGGAGGAACUGCUAACCGAGGUCGACUUAAGUUAAAAAUUGGCCAACCACCUGAGAAUUGGACCAGUGGUGUUGAUCUCGGGCGCCUUCUCAAUCUCCUUGAGCUUGACCUCAUCACAACUGAGGAAGGCCUUAGAGUGGCAGUGCAAGAGCAAAGGGCUGCAUCAGCAACAGCAAUAGGCUCUACUGUUGGGGACUCCUCACCGCCUGAUGGGAUCCAUCCAAAAGAGAAAACCGAGAAGUUUGAGCCAAUGGGUCUCCAAAUUCAGCAUAUCCCUUUAGAAGUUCAACCUGGAAGCCCAGCGGCGAAUCCAUUGUCCAUGGAAACAGAGUUUCAUCUAGAAGAUGGAAUCAAGGUGGCUCCGAGCGUAGAGCAUCAGUUCAUUCCAAGCUUCCCUAGACGUUCGCCAUUGCAUCAAACUAACAUGAAGGAGAGACUAGUUUCCGAGAAUCUUUCUUUAUUAAGAAACGGCUGUGACGAAGACAUCUGUGUUUCAUUACAGUUGGGGGACAAUGAAGCCAAGAGGAGGCGUUCGGAUGCUUCUACUAGUACUAGUACCGAAGAAGGAAAAUAGAUUUGUCACUUGUAGCUUCAAACUUUGGGAAUAGGGUGGGAAAAAAACUAACACACCCAUUUCCUAAACCUCAAAAGUUUUAAAACCAUGUUGUUAACUGUAACACAGCUUAAACAACAGCCUUAGAAACUACAGAAAUUUUUAGAGCCACCUGUAUUUGGAGUUUGACCAACUUCAACUAAAAUUAGAGCUUUGCAAUUUUGUUCUACA
This is a messenger RNA of Ziziphus jujuba (common jujube), 2716 nucleotides long. RefSeq names its product protein NARROW LEAF 1. The coding region runs from base 689 to 2506 and encodes 605 amino acids. The record is from RefSeq and is a predicted model, not a curated record. The transcript has 6 exons. Lineage: Eukaryota; Viridiplantae; Streptophyta; Magnoliopsida; Rosales; Rhamnaceae.